Messenger RNA from Microthlaspi erraticum, 439 nucleotides. NCBI's taxonomy places the organism in Eukaryota, Viridiplantae, Streptophyta, Magnoliopsida, Brassicales, Brassicaceae. The record is from the annotation of a GenBank genome assembly.
AUGCCUAACGGGAGCAUGCCAGCUGAUCCGGUUCUCACUCCUGGAGCUCUUCUUCUCGGUGAUGCAUUCAACAUGAGACAUCCUUUAACCGGUGGUGGCAUGACCGUGGCAAUGUCAGAUAUAGUCGUACUCCGUGAUCUUCUAAGGCCGAUUCGCAACCUUAAUGACAAAGAAGCAUUGUCUAAAUAUUUGGAAGCCUUUUACACACUUCGGAAACCUGUAGCAUCCACCAUUAAUACAUUGGCGGAUGUGUUGUACAAAGUCUUUUUAGCAUCUUCAGAUGAAGCGAAAGCUGAAAUGCGUGAAGCAUGCUUCGACUAUCUUAGUCUUGGAGGUGUUUGGUCAUCUGGUGCGAUUGCAUUGCUCUCUGGUUUAAACCCUAGUCCUCUGAGUUUGUUUCUCCACUUCGUUUCUGUUGCGAUCUACGCUGUUGGUCGUA